Molecule: messenger RNA, 5308 nt
Organism: Anastrepha obliqua
Lineage: Eukaryota; Metazoa; Arthropoda; Insecta; Diptera; Tephritidae
Exons: 18
Coding region: 1734-5165 (1143 amino acids)
Biological process (GO): signal transduction
Source: RefSeq, a predicted model, not a curated record
UUCGCCAAAACGGUCGGUUGUAUUUCUAUUUCGGAAAUCAGAUCCGUUAUUGGGGUAUGUUAUUGUGUGGAAAACGUGGUGUUACGGCUGCUCGUGUAAGUGAAAAGUUCGGAGGCAAAAAUACCACAACUUCCUCGUUUUCAUGCGUGGGGGUGGCGUGCAUGUGUGUGAAAAAUGAAUAAAUAUAUGCAACAGCUGACUCGGUCAUUGGCCCACACCGACAAGCACUUGAUGCCAACUAACCUAAUAAUAUUGAUUUUAGAGAGAAUGCAGUAGCGCAACUACGACGCGGUGUGUGUAUUUUAAGUUGCAUGAAAUUCGGUCGGUCAGGUUCAUUUUACAACAAUUUUAUACUGAAACAAAAUACGACAUUAAAUGCAUUGCGCCCGCAAGUAGCGUUGUCGCUCGAUAAUGGCGGAUCGUUACGCUAGAACGUGUGCCGUGAAACCCCACGCUUGUGACUCAGUACUUCGCAACGCUUUGCUAUAGUUAUCAGCUUGGCUGCAGCCAUUUACGCCUUCCCCAGCUUGCAUGGACCGUGUCGCGUUAGCUCCGCCAUGGCUUGAUUUGAGUGCUUUUUUAGCUACUACAAAUAUAUACUUGCGUAUAUUUGCGAUAAAUUCGUGCUGAGUGCAUAGCAUAAAAGUUUAACUAACACCCCAGCUGCAUUGCCGCUUAAAGUACAUGCUAAAUAUAACGAAAAUAACAACAACGCCAAUACGAUAAUACGCCCGUGCAAUAGAUAAGCGCACUCAGCAUGUGCUUGUAUAUGAGUGUGCCCCGUUGGAUUAGCCUGGAACGGUUCGCCGGUGCAGUCUGCGAUGGCGCCUCGCAUCUAAUUGAAGUGUCGCUCGUGUUAUUUUUACUCAACUGUCAUAGUGAUAAGAAGGUGGCAGCUGCGACAGCCGCAGUUACACGUGGCAAGAGUGUUGAUGCGGCAGUUGCUGCCACUGCUACUGGCUCCGUUGUUGGUGAUUCGACUUCGGCGGUUGCAUUGUGUGUGGAUAAUAUUGUGCCCAAGUUGAAGCCAACGAAAACACCACCCACAGUUGUAGUAGCGCAACCGAAAGUGUUGUGCGGCUUGUAGCUGUUGCUGCGUGGGAGACGCUUGUGAGAACUUCUUAAAGUUAUUUUUGUGAAAAUUGAAUUGAAAAGUGAAAACGAAAAAUAAAAGCCACCGGGAAUGAUGUGGCGAGUGCUAUUUUCUGAAAGUAUGUACAGAAGCAUAUUGGAAUAAAAUAAAAUAAAAUAAAAAAUGUGUAUAAAAAAAGGUGGCGGCUUAAGUGCUACGGAAAUGUACAGUUUAUAAGUGAUUUCCAAAGUUUUGUAAAAAAACGCAAAGAAAUGUCUAGAAACUGAAUUAUUUUAAUAGUUAUAAUAAUUAAAUAUUGAAAUAUUGUAAUGGUAAAAUAGUGAUAAUAAUGUUAAAAAAAUAUAUUUUUUAAAACGUCUGCAAAAAAGGGAACAUAAAAAAAUAACUUGUAACGUGUGUGAUAAAAUUUUCUAGGCUGUAUUUGGAUUAACCAGCAGUUAUUAGUUGCAACGUCCUUUCACCGAGCGCUUGGCACAAGCGGAAAAAAACGAGACUGACUUUGAGUGUCGCAGAGCUGCACGGAGGCAGCCAUCGCAACAAUCACAAACAAGCAAAACAAAAAUAAAACUAAAAAGCAUUGCAAGCAGUAAAACAGUGAAGGAUUUGUAGCGAAGUUGGAAAACGAAUUCUGUUCGCGAAAAUGUUUUUGGCAAUAAAUCAAAUGAAUGGGCAGGCAGCCAAAAGACACAAAAAGGAGAACAAAAGGCAGCGUGCAGCUGCUGGAGAGAAGACCGAGGCAAUAUGCAUACCUGAUAUAAUGCCGAUAGGCGAAACACAAGCGGAAACGGAAGUGAUAGUAGCGCCACAAGCGGAUGCAACAGCAGCGGCAACAACAACUCUACCAAUUGAUGUAUCCGCGUGGCUGGCAAGCUCGACCGCCAGUUCGACGGCCAAUCUAAUUGAUGAUAUGUUGCUGGAAAAUGCCAAUGACAGUACGACAAUAACGGGCGCUGUGAAAGCGACUAAAAUAGCAACAAAGCUGACGGCAGCAAAAUUGCAAUCGACGGCGAAAUGUAAAAAUUGCCAGCACGCGCUUUCAAAUAGCAGUAGUUGGCAGCAAAGUGAACAACAACAUUCGCAAUCAAAAGUCUCGGCGCAUAGCGGCUGCCACUGUGACUGCGAUUGUAUACAUAAAGGUUUGCUCACUUCAACAGCGAUGACCUCGCCUACAGGCACACCUUCGCUUAUCCCGCCAAUGCCUUUACCUCCGCCAACACAAGCUCCGACGCCGCCCACCUCAUUGUACGCAGUCUAUAUGUGCCUUGGCACGCUCGCUCUUGCUUUAGCCACCCUUUCGGUGCUCUUCUACUCGCACGUGCACUCCAUCAACACAAACAGCGAAAGCAUCAAAAGCAGUGUGCCAAUAACUGUGACGCCGGCAUACGCGAAUUCUGAGUUUCGGGAAAAAUUUCAACGUGAAUUGCUCGCAUCAGAGCAGUUAUUGCGUGGAAUUGUGGCGCAAGUACUGCAGCAGCAAGAGGGUCAACAUAAUCAACAAAAGCAACAACAAGUAACGCGAGAGCACAAUGAAGUGUUUGGUGGAGCUGAGCCAAUCCACAGCUACCAACAACGCACAAUUCGAGCGACGGCGGCUGAAGCGGCGGGAAUUCCAGUGAUGGCAGCAAAUGAUGGAACGGUGGUGAAAAACGAACGUAAAUAUGUUGGACAUGCGAGGCACGUUGCAGAUGCGCCAACGCUGGCGUAUAAUGAGGCAGCUGUGGCUGAGCAGAGUAGCGUGAGCCAUGUAGCAAAAAGGCUGCGUCGUGAUAUUGCCUCCUCGCCGGCGUCAAUGCAUGCUGAUCCCGUUAUCGAAUUUUUCAACCCGGAUCACCGCAAAGUGCUGGAAGAGCAGGAUAAAGAAAUACGCAAGCGUACGGGAUUGAAGGGCGCAGCGCCGGGAGGUGAUGAAUGGAUUUACCUAAAUACCUACUGUCGUGUGCCGGAAAAAAUCAUUACUGGUUUCUGCAAAGGCACUCAAGACUACUGUCCGCCUGCGCCUCAGGGUCCACCAGGGCCGGUGGGGCCUAAGGGCACAACUGGACCACCUGGGCUGCCUGGAAUUCCAGGACCAAAGGGUAAUCGGGGUGAUGUAGGACUGCCAGGACCGAGAGGAGUAGAUGGAGCGAAUGGACCUCUGGGACCACGUGGACCCAAAGGUGAUAUUGGCAUACCUGGGCGAGCUGGCCUCGACGGACGUGAUGGUGUACCGGGUGAGCCUGGAUUGGAUGGUGUACCUGGGCGUGCGGGUGCCGAUGGUAUACCCGGCAAAGAUGGACUGCCUGGCUUGGAUGGACGCGACGGACUUAACGGUAAAGAUGGCAAGGAUGGUGCGCCGGGGCCGAAAGGUUUGCAAGGACCUCCAGGGGAAAGAGGACUGAAAGGCAUUGCUGGACCACGCGGACGGCCUGGCAAGUCCGGCAAAGAUGGAACACCUGGUAUUCCCGGCAUCAACGCGUGGAAGGUACAACUCUUGAAUGGAAGCUUCUCCAAUGAUCUACUCAUUCCACCAUCAAUUGCGGAUAUUAAUGCACCGAACAUCGAGCGGUUUGUGAUAGUUGAAGAGGGCAAAACAUUAAAUCUGAGCUGUGCUGCCAGUGGUAACCCGAUGCCGCACAUUGAAUGGCGACGCGACGAUGGACGUACAAUUAAUAUUAAUGGCGUCGAAAUGUCGUCGGUUAGUGGACCUUAUUUGAAAUUCACGAAUAUCACACGACAUCAAAUGGCUGCUUAUACGUGCUUUGCGGACAACGGUCUGGUGCCAGUCGCAAAUGCUACCUUCCUCGUUCAUGUGUACUUUUCGCCAAUGAUUGCUGUUUACCGGCAAAUGAUUUAUGCUGAAUAUGGCCAGAGUGCAACGCUGGAAUGUUUGGUGGAAUCCUUUCCUGAAGCUAUCAAAUAUUGGGAGCGUGCAUACGAUGGUAAAACUCUGGAUCCGGGCGAUAAAUACCGAAUCGAGACUUAUACGGAUAGUUUCAAAACAACAAUGCGCAUGACCAUUACAAACUUGCGAAAAGAUGAUUUUGGGUACUACUAUUGCGUGGCACGUAACGAAGUGAAUGCCACAAUGGUCAACUUUGAGAUUGCACCGCAAGAUCCAAACAGUGAAAUCCCAUAUGUGGGGAAGGAAAUUAAAUUCUACGGACAGCGGCCACCGGAAAGUGAAUGUCCCAUUUGUGAUCAAUGCCCAGACCCAAGCCUGUAUCAGUGCAAGGACUCGAUUAAUUCGAACUUUGAAAUUCAACCGACUGGAAAUUAUAGUUAUCCAGGCCUGCCAAAGCGACACAAGAGUUGGUUGCUGUAUGCUGUUGGCAAACCAGUGUUCCAUAAGUCGGUAAAUGAAAUGUAUGGUUCUUGGCUGAGGGAUUCAUCUUCGGCUGCGGAUAUUGACCAUGAAAAAACCUAUGUUACUGAAGAGAAUGAGACGCACACUUUGUUCGAGUAUCCCACGAAAUCGAAAUAUCGCCUGAACUGGACGCCACGCCGCAAAUAUAAUAUACCGGAAGGAUUUCAGGGCAAUGCACAUGUCGUCUACAAUGGGUCAUUCUACUACAAUCAAUACAACUCCGAUCUGGUCGUUAAGUUGGAUUUAGCAACGCUCGAGAAAAUAAACACCUCAUUGCCAUAUGCCGGCAUCGCUGCUGGCAAUAGAUUGUACUCCACCGACCACAAUUACAUGGACUUCAAUGUGGAUGAGGUUGGCCUGUGGGUGAUCUACAGCACUUAUGACUCGAACAACACACUCGUUGCCAAGCUUGAUGCCGAAACCUUGAAGAUGCAGUUCAACUUUAAUAUCUCCUUGGAUCAUCGUAAAUUUGGUGAAAUGUUCAUUGUAAGCGGCCAUUUGUAUGCUAUCGACUCGUGUACGGAGACAAAUUCGCAUAUACGUUAUGUUGUCGAUUUGUAUAAUGGGAAACUACUGAAUGUUGACCUGCCAUUCUCGAAUCCGUUCCGCAAGACAACCACUGUGGGAUAUAAUCCGCUCACUGUGGAAUUGUACUCGUGGGACAAAGGAAACGCACUCACAUAUCCCAUUCGUUAUCGAGAGGCCAGCAUCAUCGGUGACCGGACGUAAAUAAGCGGAGUCGGGUCGAACAAAAUGAUGCACCGCGCGGCAAAUAAAUGCAACCUAGCAACUCAGCCGCACAAAGGCCACUUUCCCCAUAGCUUAGUGAGAAUGAAUGAGUGUGUGUUUGCAUACAUGGAAACAUGUACAUA